Molecule: messenger RNA, 1304 nt
Organism: Thamnophis sirtalis
Lineage: Eukaryota; Metazoa; Chordata; Lepidosauria; Squamata; Natricidae
Gene: FAM181A
Product: family with sequence similarity 181 member A
Source: RefSeq, a predicted model, not a curated record
AACACUCACAGGGUCCGGCUGCUUCUCUAAAGAGGGGUGGGGAAAUCAAGAAACCAGGAGCAGCGCAUUUUGAUCAAUUAACGCUUGGAACGGUCUUUUUGGAAGCCUCCGGUAUGGCGUGAAAGCACAAUCUGGAGAGAAAUGCCUGCGGGUGGCUGGCUACCUAUGUUACCCAUCUUCCAUCUGGCAAAAGCGGCCCGAUGUUCCUGCCAAGGAUAAACAUUCCCCGUCAUCCCAUUUAGCCUCAGCGAACCGACCGCCGCCUCGGGUUAGGCUGUUCUCAGGCGCGCGGCCGCUCUGAGGGAGCCAACCCUUUCAUGGACGGGCCCUCCUUCUUCCUCGCCUUUUCGUAUCCGCGGCCGGGCUGAGCGAUGGCUUCGGCAGACAGCGAGGUGAAAACCCUCCUCAACUUCGUCAACUUGGCUUCCAGCGACAUCAAGGCCGCCCUGGACAAGUCGGCCCCCUGCCGCCGCUCCGUAGACCACAGGAAAUACCUGCAGAAGCAGCUCAAGCGCUUUUCCCAGAAAUAUUCCCGCUUGCCCCGCUGCCACCACCACCACCUGCAGCCGCAGUUGCCUCCCGCUCGGGAGCGGAGACCGCCUGAAGGGAGGGUACGAGGUCUCAGCCCCGAGAGUUCGCUAGGCCGAGGCCACGCGGCCUCCGGGGCGUCCAAGGGCGACAAGGCCUCCAAGGCCCCAGAGCGCCUGGGCGGUGAGGAGAAGCAGCAGCAGCAGCAGCAGCAGGCAGGGACUUCGGAGGCAGGCGCCAGGCCCGACCAAGUACCCAUGAGGAAAAGACAACUGCCCGCUUCUUUUUGGGAAGAACCCCGGCCUGCUCCGGGCUCCCCCGGUGUCGUCAGUGGCGUGAUCUUUCCAAUGGGAGUUUGCUCGUCGCCCUCUUCUUCCUCGUCAUCCUCCAAAGACCUGCCUCCUUACGAGGGAAAGAAAAAUAAAAUAGGCCUCGACGGCGGCAGCGGCGGCACUGGCGCGGUUCUCGAGAGCCCCCCGCGCAGGCCAGAGGCCGAGGCCGCCCUCAAGGGACUGAGGACCUGGGGCUGCUGUCCAUUUCAGUACCACGGGCCACAGGCCUCCCCCGGUGUCUACCCGCCCCCGCUGCCGGCCGCCCUGCCCCCUUUGGCUCCCUUCUCGGCUUUGGGUUUGUGGCGGAAAGAUGCGCCUUCCCCGACGGAGGGCGAGCCCUUCUGCCAGCCAGGGCAGAAAGUGUAUCGGCCUGUAGUGUGGAAGCCCAUCCCCACCAAGCCUGCCGCGCCGCCCCUCAUCUUUAGCGUCUUUAGUUAUCUUUAG